AUGGGUAGGAAAAAGUUCAUCGAAAACGAAGAUGGAACAAAUAAAGUCAUCGAAACAGAAGAAGUCCCGAAGAAAAAAGAAGACAAAGAAUAUCGACUGAGAUAUCUUGGACAGAACAUCAAAGCCGGGAAAAAAUCUUUCAAGGAUCAGUUUUUCAUGAGUUAUGAAGAUGGACUCAAGCUGAUUAAGAAGCUGAGAGGGAAAGGAAAGGGUGGGCAAUUGGUUCAGAAGAAAAUGCCACGUCACGUUUCUCUACCUUACCACAUGUCCGGAAAGAGUGCAAUGGACGAAUCAAUCAAUUGGAUCGCUCAAAAUACGGUCGGAAAGUAUAGAAACGAGUAUAAAGGAAUCGUUGUGGCCGUAGGAAAUGUAGAAACUGUGUCAGCGCCACGCGUUAUUGCCGAUCAGUACGCAUUCCAUACUGAUGUAGCAAUUAAUCAAAUCGUAUUCAUUCCGAAAGUUGGAGACAAGUACGAAGCAAAUGUGAAAUAUGUGCAGGAGGGACUUAUCGUUGGAGUUGUGAUGGGAAUGAUCACAAUUCACGUAAAGCUGAAUGAUAAAACAUCUGAAGACCAAGUAGGCAUCGAUGACAAAAUUUUGGUCAAAUACAGCAAUGUCCGCGUCAAAAAUUCCUUAUGCCACUUGACAGGAGCCUAUGUGAAAAUGAUUGAGAAGUGA
Molecule: messenger RNA, 678 nt
Organism: Caenorhabditis briggsae
Lineage: Eukaryota; Metazoa; Nematoda; Chromadorea; Rhabditida; Rhabditidae
Exons: 3
Coding region: 1-678 (225 amino acids)
Biological process (GO): positive regulation of translational initiation; positive regulation of nuclear-transcribed mRNA poly(A) tail shortening; transcription initiation at RNA polymerase II promoter
Cellular component (GO): RNA polymerase II, core complex; P-body
Molecular function (GO): single-stranded RNA binding; single-stranded DNA binding; translation initiation factor binding
Source: RefSeq, a predicted model, not a curated record